CGUUCUAUCACAGUUCCACCGUUGAAACUCUCUCAUCAAAACUCCAUUGAAAGAGAAGAAGAACAAGAAGGAGAAGUAUAGAAGUUAUGGUGUUCUUCCCAGGGGUGCUCCUGAAGCUUGCAGACCGGCUCCUCUGCCAGCUUCUCCCCAACUACUGCCAUAGAGCUGCUAGGAAGUUCCGGAACUAUGGUGGCCUCUUCCUCAGGAACCCUCCUCCCAAGCCCCAGACUUUCCCUAGCAUCACGAAACUCGCACUUGAAGCGAGGUCCGACUGCCCCGAGUCUGCCACUCUGGUGUGUGACAUUGCUGGAGCCCUGCUUCGGUCUUGCUUGUUCUUCCCCUACUUCAUGCUGGUCGCUUUCGAGGCAGGCGGGAUCAUGAGGGCGUUGCUAUUAUUGCUGUCCUCCCCGAUCCUGCUUCUCUUGGAUUACAAAGCGAAGCUCCGGAUCAUGAUCUUUGUGACCUUCUGUGGGCUGCGGGUAAGGGACGUGGAGAGUGUGGCAAGGGCAGUCCUGCCCAAGUUCUAUCUUGAGGACCUCAACAAGCAGGCCUACGAUGUUUUGGCCUCGGCAAGAGGCAAAGUUGUAAUCACGAGCGUCCCUAGGGUGAUGGUUGAGGGGUUCCUGAAGGAGUUCCUGGGUGUUGAUAAGGUUAUUGGUACGGAGCUACACUCUACCGGGAAGUACUUCACGGGAUUGAUAUCUGCUCCCGGCCUGGUCUCCAAGCACCGAGCUCUGAAGGACUACUUCGGGGAGAGGAGGCCUGACAUUGGCCUUGGAAGCUCGAGAGACCUGAAUGAUUAUCUAUUCAUGUCCCUCUGCAAGGAAGCUUACUUGGUGAACAAGGAAGAGCAGAGCAAGAACAGCAAUGGAGCUGGUAGUUGUACCGUUCUUCCUAGGGAAAAAUACCCAAAGCCAUUGAUAUUCCAUGAUGGACGGCUAGCUUUCUUGCCCUCCCCUCUCUCGAUGCUAUCCAUGUUCAUGUUCCUUCCGCUCGGCCUAAUAUUGGCAAUCUUCCGGCUCUCCAUCGGAAUUUUCCUCCCUUACAAGCUAUCCAUUCUUCUCGCAGCUUUCAGUGGGCUAAAAAUCACGGCAAAGGGUUGCAAGAACGAGAUAAGGUCCGACAGUCCCGAGGGAGGAGGGAUCCUCUACGUGUGCACCCACCGAACUCUCCUUGACCCGGUGUUCCUCAGCACAUCAAUGGCCCAGUCCGUAACUGCAGUCACGUAUAGCCUGAGCACUGUGUCCGAGUUCAUCUCACCCAUCAGAACCGUGAGAUUAACAAGAGACAGGGCCCGAGAUGGCGAAACCAUGAAGAAGCUACUUAGUGAGGGAGACCUCGUGAUCUGCCCUGAGGGAACCACGUGCAGAGAGCCUUAUCUGCUAAGGUUCAGCUCCCUGUUCGCCGAGCUGGCACAUGAGAUCGUCCCAGUGGCAGUGAACACAGAAGUCAGCAUGUUCUAUGGGACGACUGCCCGUGGGCUCAAGUGUCUCGACCCGAUCUUCUUCCUCAUGAAUCCAAGACCUACUUACUAUGUCAAUGUCCUUGGGAAGGUUCCAAGGGAGCUGACCUGCGAGGGCGGGAGGUCAAGGCAUGAGGUUGCAAACGGAAUCCAGAAGCAGUUGGCCGAUGCCUUGGGAUUCGAGUGCACAGGUCUUACCAGGAGGGACAAGUACCUGAUGCUUGCUGGCAAUGAAGGAGUCGUUGAGGAGCCGAAGAAACGAGACUCAGCAAAUCGUAAAGAAUAGAUUCGUCUGUUAGUGACGACUGACAGGCACAACUAAUUACAAUUCGUAAUUCAUGGGGGGAAAAAAACAGCAGGGUCGAUGUAUCUUCUAUAUAUUCCAUUUCUUAUCAAUCGGUUUUAUUGAAUGAGAAUUAGUAUUCAAUUUUUCA
Messenger RNA from Punica granatum (pomegranate), 1896 nucleotides. The record is from RefSeq and is a predicted model, not a curated record. NCBI's taxonomy places the organism in Eukaryota, Viridiplantae, Streptophyta, Magnoliopsida, Myrtales, Lythraceae.